UGCAAAGUGCUGGUCUGCAGUAAAAUAAGGAGUUUGCACUGGAAUGCAAAUCACUGCACUGCUUAUUUCAUUAAGAAAGUCUGAAAAAAAUACAGUGUGUUUAAUGAUGUAGUUGAUUUACUUUCUAGCAAAAUUCUUUAUUUCGUUAUGGCCCUGUUAAACAGUCCACAGAUUGGCAGCAGCAUAUAAAUCAGAUUCUGGGUAGCACUGUCCUAAAGUUAUCUAUUCUCCAUUUAGUAUUCUGGGAAUUGAGUCCAUGUUACCUUGCAAUUUACCCUAGUACAUUUGUGCCCAUUUUGCUUUUUUAGUGAAUAAAUGAACAGCCAUAUUGAAGAUGAAAGAGCAAAAGGGCAUACACUCAAGAUUUAAACUAUGGAAAAAUUUCUUGUUUGUAACCUAUUUAGAUAUUGUAAGAUUAUUGAAGGAACAUUAUUGAAGAUAUGAAUGAUAUUCUGUGUUUCCUUAGGGAAACAGAUUUGAUGACCAAAUAGUUUCUUCUAAUCUUAUGAGACCUAAAUGUUGAAAGUUCAGUAACCCUUUGAAACGAUGAAUGAUCCCAAGACAUUCAGAGAUAAUGCCCGAAGUCUGAGCUGUGGGUUAAAAAAUCUCAAAGUAAAAAAAUGGGUGAAUAAUGGAAAGAUAAUAUAGCCAAAAAAGGCAUAUGCAGUUAGAAAGGAAGAAAAGGCAAAACAAGUUUUAGAAGUCCAUAUUUGAAAUUUAGAAAGCAUUUUAAAUAUAUAUUACCAUAAGAAUUAAUCUUGGUAGUGCUACUAAUAAAAUAUAUAUGAGCUAAUUGUUUAACAUGUUUGUCGAACUUUUAAGAGGAAAAUUUGUUGGAAAUAAACUGAAUUUUACAAAUUGAUAAAAGAAUCACUUUUGAAAUGUAAAAUAAGCAGCCUGAAAAAAAUCCAAAUGAAUUAUAGUACCUUAUCUAUAAUUUGUGACUGAACCAUCAGUCAAUCUUGGAUUAUUCAGCAUUUUGAGGCAGAAUGGUAUAAUAGAAACAGCUUCAGUUUUUCAGUCAGAGAUAUACCAACAUUCUAGUUUUGCUACUUAGUAACUACAUGACUCUCUGUGUUUCCUCAUCUGUAAAAUGAUAAUAAUAAUACCUAUAUUUCAAGAUUGUUAAAAUUAGAAAAAUUAGAUGUGUAUAAAAUACCUGUCCCUAAUCCAUAGGAGGAGGUCAAUAAAUGGAAGGUAUAAACAUCUAUUUAGCCAGAUAAAUGAUGUGUGAUGAUGUUGGGGGCUAAGGAGAUCAUUCUCUUUAUCUCAGAUCUUAGAACAUCUGAAACUGGAAUUGUAAUUUGAGAUGUCUGUGGGGUACUCUUUUAGAAAGCAGUUGGUGUUUGGAAGGUGGUAAUGACAGGAACAGAGGAGGAAAGUAAAUGACCUUGUACUCUUUUGUCCUACAUUUAUAUCUGUGGGCUGUACCCUUUAUCUUCCUUCCAUUUUGUUGUGCCCAAUUUCAAGGAUCUCACAAUCAAACAAUUCACACAAUGGAAUUUAAACUGAGCCAUUAUCUGGAUAUUGUGGAAGUAAACAUUGCUCACCAGAUCUCUCUACGUUCAGAAGCAUUUUUUCAUGCAAUGACCUCUCAACACGAGUUGCAGGACUACCUCAAGAAAACUUCCCAGGCUGUAAAAAUGCUUCGAGAUAAAAUUGCACAGAUUGAUGAAGUAAUGUGUGAAGGAUCACUCCACAUUUUAAGACUGGCACUUACCAGAAAUAAUUGUGUUAAAGUAUACAAUAAGCUGAAGUUAAUGGCCACUGUACACCAGACUCAGCCUACAGUACAGGUGUUAUUAUCUACUUCUGAAUUUGUUGGAGCAUUGGACUUAAUAGCAACAACGCAAGAGGUUCUACAGCAGGAACUUCAGGGCAUUCACAGUUUCCGGCAUUUGGGAUCACAGCUUUGUGAAUUAGAAAAACUGAUAGAUAAAAUGAUGAUCGCAGAGUUUUCUACUUAUUCUCACAGUGACUUAAAUAGACCACUGGAAGAUGACUGUCAAGUUUUAGAAGAGGAAAGACUAGUAUCUCUUGUAUUUGGACUUUUAAAACAAAGAAAGCUUAAUUUUUUAGAAAUCUAUGGUGAAAAAAUGAUUAUUACAGCAAAGAAUAUCAUUAAACAGUGUGUGAUUAAUAAAGUUUCACAAACAGAAGAAAUAGACACAGAUGUUGUUGUGAAGCUUGCAGAUCAGAUGAGAAUGUUGAAUUUUCCCCAGUGGUUUGAUCUGCUCAAGGAUAUUUUCUCUAAGUUUACAAUUUUCCUACAGAGAGUGAAGGCAACAUUAAAUAUCAUUCACAGUGUUGUUCUCUCAGUUCUUGACAAAAACCAAAGGACUAGAGAAUUGGAAGAGAUUUCACAACAGAAGAAUGCUGCAAAAGAUAAUUCACUGGACACAGAGGUGGCUUAUUUAAUCCAUGAAGGCAUGUUUAUAAGUGAUGCAUUCGGUGAGGGUGAGCUAACACCUAUAGCAAUUGACACUACCUCUCAAAGAAAUGCAUCUCCAAAUAGUGAGCCCUGCAGCAGUGAUUCUGUAUCCGAGCCAGAAUGUACUACUGAUUCUUCAUCCAGCAAAGAGCACACAUCAUCAUCUGCUAUUCCAGGAGGUGUGGAUAUUAUGGUCAGUGAAGACAUGAAAUUAACUGACUCAGAGCUAGGAAAGCUGGCAAAUAAUAUCCAGGAAUUAUUAUAUAGUGCCUCAGAUAUAUGCCAUGAUCGAGCUGUCAAAUUUCUCAUGUCAAGAGCAAAGGAUGGUUUUCUUGAGAAGCUAAAUUCCAUGGAAUUCAUAACACUUUCUAGAUUAAUGGAAACAUUCAUUUUAGACACCGAACGGAUCUGUGGAAGAAAAAGCACGUCAUUACUUGGAGCACUUCAGAGCCAAGCUAUUAAGUUUGUAAACAGGUUUCAUGAAGAGAGAAAAACCAAGCUCAGCCUCCUCUUAGACAAUGAGCGCUGGAAGCAAGCAGAUGUUCCUGCAGAAUUUCAGGAUCUUGUUGAUUCUCUAUCAGAUGGGAAGAUUGCUUUACCUGAAAAAAAAUCAGGUGCCACAGAAGAAAGGAAACCAGCUGAAGUUCUUAUUGUCGAGGGACAACAGUAUGCAGUUGUUGGAACCGUAUUGCUGUUAAUAAGAAUUAUCCUUGAAUAUUGCCAGUGUGUGGAUAACAUCCCAUCUGUUACUACUGACAUGCUUACUCGUCUGUCAGAUUUAUUGAAGUACUUCAAUUCAAGAAGUUGCCAGUUAGUUCUUGGAGCUGGUGCACUGCAAGUUGUUGGACUAAAAACGAUAACUACAAAAAAUUUGGCUCUUUCUUCACGAUGUUUGCAGUUAAUUGUGCACUACAUUCCUGUGAUCCGGGCUCAUUUUGAAGCUCGACUACCACCUAAGCAAUAUAGCAUGCUUAGGCAUUUUGAUCAUAUCACUAAGGACUACCAUGAUCACAUAGCUGAAAUAUCAGCUAAGCUUGUAGCGAUAAUGGAUAGCUUAUUUGACAAGCUGUUAUCUAAGUAUGAGGUGAAGGCUCCCGUUCCUUCUGCCUGUUUCAGGAAUAUUUGUAAGCAAAUGACAAAAAUGCACGAAGCUAUAUUUGAUCUCCUUCCAGAAGAACAAACACAGAUGUUAUUUUUAAGAAUUAAUGCAAGUUAUAAACUCCACUUGAAAAAGCAGUUAUCUCACUUAAAUGUGAUAAAUGAUGGAGGACCUCAAAAUGGGUUGGUCACAGCAGAUGUAGCUUUUUACACUGGAAAUCUUCAAGCCUUAAAAGGCCUUAAAGAUUUGGACCUAAAUAUGGCUGAAAUUUGGGAGCAGAAGAGGUGAUGUCAUACUGGAAAACUGGGUAGUUCAUCUGACCAUGGAAUGCAUUUGUUAUGAAGAAAAUCUGGAUGCCUGUGAUUCGAGAAUUGAACCUGAAACCCAAAGUGAACUGGGGUGGGGGAAGGGAAAAAGGAAAGUAUCAGUGUUGGGAAACUGGAUUCAGUGGGAUCUACAAGGAAUGUCAUUUUUGUGCAUCCUACAGCAAGGAGUAACUGAUCAGGUGUCUAUAACAUUUUUCAUUCUCUCUGGAAACAGACUCAGGUUUCUUUGGACCAAAUCCAAAAGAACACAUAGCUGUAACACAGCUGUAGUUGACUAGAAUGCUCUGUAUACUUUAUAUUAAAAAAUGCUUUGCAUUUCUUCCAGUGCAAUGAAAUUCAUAUGGUGUCCCACCUUAUUUAAUGAUGGUACAAUUUAAAAUCUUAAAAUCUUAGUCAACUUCUGUAGAAAGUUUUCUCUAUGAAAGUAAAGCUGUUUGAAAAAUUAUUUUUUUACAGAUCUUUCUAUAAAAAAUAAACAUCUUUUGAUUGCUUGGAUUUAGGAAUUCAAUUUUUGUUUCAGUGACCAAUGUCAAGUUGCAGGCUUUGUGUGUUGCAUAUUUAAUAUUUCUACUACCACCGUAUGUCAACUGGGUAAAGCCUUCCAGAGCUGUCUAAAUACCUGAAAGACUUUUUUUAAGUAAUAUUUAAAAAAAAAAAAAAAAAGAUACUGGCAUCUAUUUAUGCAACUAAAUACUUUUCAGAAAUGGUAUAUAAAAGGCUACAGUUUAAUAUCUGUAUUUUUAUAAAAGUAUGAAGGGUUUGGGGUGUUUUUAUUUGUAGCAGAGGUAAGAAUAUGUAUUCAUAUAAUCUGCCUACUUUUGAGUUCUCAUAUUAACAUUUAGAUAACAUAUGAAGUAUGGCCCCCUCGUAUCCUUGUUUUUAAGUUACUUUCGAUGUGUAUAUGAACAAAGACCAGGGAGAAACAGAACUUUUAAAACUAUAGGCUGCUGUGUUGGGGCCAGAAAUAAGGUGACAAGUAAAGACUUUUAUAAUACCUACCUUCAAAAUUAGAAUCAGCAGCACUCUACAAAUAAAGUGCCUGUGCUUCACCUCACACCAAGAAUCUUGCCUAACCCUGUCAGAGUGCCUAAUAUCCUGUGGUGAUGAUGUAUAAUGAAACAGUCUUAUUUUGCGCUCUUUGGUUUCUUAAAAGGAAAGCUUGUUUUCUUUCCUUUAUCAUUACAGAGGUAUGUCUUUGGUUCUUAAACUGUCUAAAAUAAAGCUGUAAAAAAUUAA
Molecule: messenger RNA, 5092 nt
Organism: Symphalangus syndactylus (siamang)
Lineage: Eukaryota; Metazoa; Chordata; Mammalia; Primates; Hylobatidae
Gene: VPS54
Product: VPS54 subunit of GARP complex
Biological process (GO): Golgi to vacuole transport; retrograde transport, endosome to Golgi
Cellular component (GO): GARP complex
Molecular function (GO): syntaxin binding
Source: RefSeq, a predicted model, not a curated record